CAUGCUUUUUUGUAUAUAAGAAGAGAGCAAAUUCGUUUCAGUUGUAUUUGCUGAUAUUUUGUAGUCUGAUUCAUUCAUAUUUUCAAUCUCGAAAGCGCUGCACAUCAAUUUAACUUCAUUGUGUUCUGAAGAAAAUAAAAACUAAAACUAUGAAUUGGCUUGGAAAAUCGUUGACUGCAAUUCUGGAUUCUGAGCGCAACACCGAUUGUAAAUUUAUCAUCGAUGAUAAUGUCUAUUUAGGCCAUAAAUUGAUCUUCUCGUGUGCGUCCGAAGUCUUUGAGCGCAUGUGCUAUGGAAACUUUACUGAGGGAACAACUGGAGAGAUUAAGCUAACAGACGUGGAGCCCGAAACUUUCGUAAUGUUUCGAAAUUUUAUCUAUAGCGGCGACUCGCAGAUAAAAUGCGAUGACGUAGAACAAAUUAUAAAGCUACUCGAGUUCGGACAUAAAUAUCUUGUGAGCAGCAUUACGGACGCCUGCGUUGAGAAGUUGAAGACUCGUUCAGAAACAUGCAGCUAUCCCGAACUUCUUGCCAUAUAUCAGUGCUCGCACAUACUUUCGAUUAACACAUUACUUUCUACGGUCUCUUCAUAUAUUGAAGUGGAAGCAUGGAAUAAAAACAACCUAGCGAACAUUUUUCAUUUUCAAGUGCACAUAUUCAAGAGCUUUAUUCGUCUUAUUAAUAUUAGUGAAUCGAUACGUUUUGAACUUAUUGAAGAAUACCUUCAUGUAAAUGAUUUGGAUGCAAUCAAUAUUAAUGGUAACAAAGAUACUUCAGAUGUCAAACCCGAAAUCCAUUCCGAUAAGGAAGUUGCCGACUUAAUUGAUAUUAAAAAGAUGACUCUUGAUGAAAAAGUUUCAGAUGCCAAACCCGAAGUCGACUCCGAUGAAGCGACAACUUCAAAUGGCUCCAUAGUCAAAGAAUUUCUUGACUUAAUCUCUUUUGAAAAGUUCACACUUGAAGAUUUCUAUAAUGGACCCGGCAAAUCAAAGCUACUCGAUUUACAACGCAAGUACGAGCUAAUUUAUUCUAUUGGAAAUGCCCAGAAAAAUUUGUAACAUGUUAAUUUGGAUUCAUCCAUCAUAUCAUACCCUCCCUAGAUAGAUACCAAUGAUAUUGACACAAUCAUUUUGUAAUUUGCACUAAGAUCCCAUACCAUAUAAUAAAGUUCAACAUGUGCGGCAAUGCCCAGUAGAAAUUGUUUGUGUA
Molecule: messenger RNA, 1209 nt
Organism: Drosophila sulfurigaster albostrigata
Lineage: Eukaryota; Metazoa; Arthropoda; Insecta; Diptera; Drosophilidae
Exons: 2
Coding region: 150-1058 (302 amino acids)
Biological process (GO): neurogenesis
Cellular component (GO): cytosol
Molecular function (GO): protein binding
Source: RefSeq, a predicted model, not a curated record